CGAGCUCAUGGCCUACUUCGUCCAUACGGCCUUACAGGUCAAUACUGGGAAAAGCUCGGUGAGAUAAUAAUUGACGUUGUCUUGGGACAAGAAGCCGUACGCGAUUUACCUGGGGCUGGUCAGGCAUGGGUGAUUUUCACUGCCUGUUUAAUUGACCAGAUGCGAGCUGGGUUUGAAGAAAGCCGGGCGUCAUAUCAUUUAUUUUCCAAACGUGAAGAAGUGCUUGGUUGCGCUACAAAGCAUUUAUGCAAAUCGGUACAGCUUUCAGAAAUAGAGCUACUCUCCAGUGCUCUAGCUAACUAAUGUUAUGACAACUUGAGGCGUAGUCCUUCAGUGCAGAUCGUCGUCAGGCAGUCGUUCUGGCGCUCGCUUCACAGUCCAAGAAACCUUGUCGGUAUCCAUCUUCGUCCUUACAGAAGGAACUACAACCACGGGGCAUGGUUUCUGUUCAUCUGCUUCGUGAUCUUGAUUCCAGUCAAGUAA
Haemonchus placei is the source of this 483-nucleotide messenger RNA. NCBI's taxonomy places the organism in Eukaryota, Metazoa, Nematoda, Chromadorea, Rhabditida, Trichostrongylidae. The record is from the annotation of a GenBank genome assembly.